AUGCCCAAAAACGUCAAAACCACCAGCUCCCAAGCAAUGACAAAGUCAACACCUACCAAGGGCUCUGAAUCCUUUCAUGCGGAUCAAAUAACCCUCUCGACCUUUCAAAAGUUACUCAAAUGCUACCCAGCCGCAGUGAAACACGUGCAUCACCACAAACUCCUACGGAAGUUCCAGCCUAAAAAGAAGGGCUCACGAAGCGCAAAGAACAUAGAUGAUGCAGAUCUUAUUCAAGAAGCGGAUCUAAGUCCUUCAACCCAGUCAGACAUACAAUCUGGACUGAUAAAAUUCCUCAAGCUCGAUGCGUGGCGGUAUGAGGAGAUGCCAGCACUUAUUGCUACGCGACGGGGUACGAGCAAGAAUGAUAUAAUGAGUAAAGACGAACUUACCAGCGUGAUGGAAUGGAAAACAACCCACGGCCAUUCUCGUCCCAUGCUUAUGGGCAUGAUUAAAUCCAAUCAAGACAAACUAGUACAAACCUGUAUAUCAGCUGCUAACACUGCUCUUCCUACGGCAGAUACAGAGGCGAGCGAGGCAUUUCCUCAAAAAAGCUUCGAUGCACUCCAGCCUCUUCGUGGUGUUGGCCCAGCUACUGCAUCUUUGAUUCUAUCUAUAAUGACAGGAUCGAGUGGAUUGGCUCUACAGGUUCCUUUUUACAGUGAUGAGGUGUAUUUUUGGCUCGCUUUGAAUGAUUAUCCGGAUAUGCAACCUGGGACGAAGCGGGUGAAGGAAGACUUGAAAGUGAAGUAUAAUUUGAAUGAAUACAAGGAACUAUGGAGUGCGAGUGUGGAAUUGAGUCAGAGACUUAAUCUGGAAUGCAAGCGUGUUGCUGAAGAUGGAGAUGGGGAAGUUGGUAUAUCUGCAUGCGGAUCUGUUUCUCAGAUUGAUAUUGAGAAAGUCGCAUACGUGCUACGCAAUAUUGAGAUAUCGGGGUAUUUCGAUGGUCAGGAUACAUCGGUUCUUCCCUCUGGAGAUACGGCGCGGGCAGAAAAGGAAGAGGAGCAUGAAGAAGGGAUUGAGAAUUCGAGGAAACGAAAGGGCGAGGAUGAAAACAAGCAGAAUACGAGGAAGAAGAGGGGUUAA
Penicillium angulare is the source of this 1083-nucleotide messenger RNA. RefSeq lists its product as uncharacterized. The record is from RefSeq and is a predicted model, not a curated record. The coding region runs from base 1 to 1083 and encodes 360 amino acids. The transcript is spliced from 2 exons. Lineage: Eukaryota; Fungi; Ascomycota; Eurotiomycetes; Eurotiales; Aspergillaceae.